CCUAGAGCAACUUCAGUCAGUGGAUUUUCUUGUAGGUCCAGUUUCAAAGCCGAUCGUCAGUCUGAUCAAUCCGGUCAUUUAGAGUCUAGACCUUCUCUUGGGGAAUGUAGAAGGGGUUGGUUUGAUUUUUUAAAACUAAGUAGAACAAGGAAGCAGUCAAGGUCAAAUAUGUUGAAAUACUCACGUCAGCGACCCCACCUGGAACGGCUCGCUGUCGCCGCCCUUCUGCCCUUCCUGAUCCACUUGGCGGGGCUUUUGUCGUAUGCACUCAGAUUAAGCCGCCGGACUCCCCGCGGUAACAACGGCAGUAAGCCAUCAGGGCAACAACAAUCAGGAGAAGAUUCUACUUCAGAAGAGAUCCGACCUCGCGCAGACCCAUCUCCUCUUCACCCGGAUGACGCAGAAGAGCAGAGGAAAGUCGAACUAGAUCCACAAACUUCGUCUUCUCCAGAGAGGAACAGCAAGAAUAAGAAAUUCAAUCAGGUAUGGGACGUGUUCGUCGAAGACCUAAACCCGGCGGGCGCCGACUCGACGAAGAUAUUGUCGUCCGGUGAUAAAACUAGAAAAGAUGAUGAAGCCGAAAGGAGUACAGGUGCUAGGAAAGGUAUCGUCGAACCGCCGGCACCAGUUAAUAUUUCCGGAAUACUUGACAGCGGCGCCACGACAAGGAAAACUACCUCGUCCCGGCCGAGAUACUUGCUUCGCCUGCGGGAAAACCGGCAGUUUAUUUCGCGCGACGCUGAGCACGUGGUUCUCAGCGGCAACAACACCGUUCUCGAGCGGUAUUCGUUGCACGAUCCCUCCACGAAAACCGCGUCCUGCCGCUACCUGCACGGCGAGGUGUGGGAGUUGCCCGUUCUUGGCGCCGGGCCAGCUUCUACUGGCGAGCCUGCUGAUGUUCUUUCAGGCCUUAGAGGUAGCGAGGGGGAUAAUAUUAAAGCAAAUGUUCUGCACCUCACCGAGCAGAUGAGCGACGCAGUGACCACCGUAGAAGAGGACAGUAGUCCUGUUGGCAGCGUGAUAAAGUCGAUUCUGGACACCGCGACAAACGUCGGCACGGUCGGGGGCCACUGGUGUCCCGGAGACCGCGGGGUCACCCUGCUGAUUCGCAUCCUGCAGGUGGAGGCGGAGGAGCCAUCUGCUGCAGCAAGCCAUAGUAAAGAAGAACAUUCCGACUUGCCAAGUAAGACGUCGUCGAAAAAAACCAGCACGCCGGCCGCACCGCAUCUCUUCGAGCGCGUCUUCACCGUCGUGCCGCGGCGACCUUCAGGACAGGAACAAGAGCGUUCGGCGAAAAAGAAUUUGUUGACCACCUCUAGUCCCCGCCUUGGUGCCUAUGGCAGUACCGGGGCAUUGAAAGACGUCGACGAUCCCCAGCUAGCGGCAUCCGCCCGUCAAGACGACGACCAGUUACGCCGAGAUUUCGAGUCUGCGCUCCACAACCUGCCGCACCAAAUCGAAAUGUCCUACGAGCAUAGGCAAGGUACUUUCGACGCGGCUUCGGCCGACGACGUUGAGGCCGCGCUGGAGCUUCCCCACUCGUUUCUUCAAAUGGCGGCGACGUGGCGUGCGAGUGUGAGUCUCUUGCACAAGAACGCUAGGAUGAAAAGUGAACACGCACACGCACACGCUGUGGCCAGCCGCGAAGGGGAAAAAACGUUGAGUCAGAUCGGUGCAAGGGUUCUGAAAAAAACGAAGUUGCUCAAGAAGGUUUCGAAGGAAGCUGAUGAACAGCAAGCGACGAGCACGAAAUUCGUCGAAGUUCUGGUUGUGAAUGACGCGUCGCGGUUGCAGCAGUUUAACGGCGACCGGGCUGCUCAGGCCGCGGACGCCACUGCGGUCAUGAACGUGGCGCACGCCAUCUACGCACACGGGCACAACAACUUUCCCCACGACAUCCGCGUGGUGAUGGUCGGGAUUAUGACCUUCGCGGACAGGGACCCCUACGAGGACGGGCUGGUGGGCGCAUACUAUCAAAUGUAAAAAUGUCUGGGUCUGGAAGAAUGCAACUUGUCAUGCUAAAUCUGAAGCAUGUAAAAAUCUGUGUUGCAUGAUUACCAAAAGUCGUCCAGUUUUGCCCAAGUCGGGAGGGAGUUUCUCAUGCAGGAUAGGCAUGAGAGAGAUCGCACAGAAUCUGUCACGCUAGGUCCUGCAUUCCAGACCUCAUGGGUCAUGGAAAAGCAGCAUGACAAAUCGCGCAUUCUUCCAGACCCAGACAUUUUUGCAUUUGAUACAUACAGCAACCGGACGAAGGACGACGGCACGGUGGUGCUCGAGAUCAGCAGCAACACCCUGCUCCGAAAGUUUUACGAGUGGGCCCACGCGGAACAAACGGCGGGCAAUCUAAAGCCGUCGGACAACCGGGUCUUGCUUUCGGGCCGCGACUUCGACAGCGUAACCGUCGGGCUGGCCAACGUGGGGUCGAUGUGCAAUGUGCACGACUCCGGUUCCAUCAACGCUUGCCACGGCCCCUACCGGGACUCGAGUCCCAGCGAACUGAGCGCGACCUCACCCGACCCCAACUGGGGCACCGCGGAUGGGAAGUAUGUUGUGCGGUGCGCGCAGAUCGUCGCGCACGUAUGAACUUGGAAAUGAUUUAUAGCAUCGUACUUACUCAGUAGUAUAUUGCAUGACAAUUUUUUUGAGAAACAAGAAAUGGGCUCAUAUUGCCAUGCGGAGCAAGCAGACUCGGAGCAGGAGAAUAUUGAAUCAGUCAUUAUGAUAUUACUGCAAUUACGAGUACGACUGCAACACACGAUUUUUGCAGAGGAUAAUACGAACUGGGGCACAACUUCAACAUGAACCAUGACGACGGACAGGGCACCGACGCGGCGGCACCCGCCGGGGAAACCUCCGAGAGCAGUGUCGCAGAGCACUUCAAGGAACAUGAAGCUGGACAUAGCCACGGCUCGUCGCAUCUUCAAGCCGUGCAAGCGCAAGAGGGCAGCGACGACGAAGAGGUUAUCGUCUAUGAGCCUCCGAAGUCCGUUUUCGAGACUGAGGGACAUGAGCCCGAGCUGGAGGCGGGACGGUAUUCGCAAGAGGCCGAAGUAGAUCCCGGGUUCCGCAACGCCGUGGUGGCCGUGCAGGGGAGUAGUUUGCAACAGGACCGCGCGCAUUCUAGUAGUACGCACCCGGCCCCGCCCUCCUCCGCCCCCGGCGGUUUUCUUUUUUCGUCCGACGCGGUGGAUAAGAGUGCAACGUCACCCCCGGAGGUGCCGUCGCCCGCGGAUCCUGGAACAUCAACAAAUGGAACAACAAUCUUCAACACGCCUCCUGAAGAAGAAGCUGACGGCGGCUUCUUGCUAGGGACGUCUGGAGAGCAGCAAGCGGCAACCGGGCCCUUCUGCCCGCAGUCGGGGUUCAUUAUGGAAGCCAUUGGGGGGCAGGUCGGGGAGCUGGUGCAGACCACAAAAAUGUUUAACACCGACACCGUCGUCACGCACAAAGUGUUUUCGGAAUGCUCCAAGGACUACAUUGCCGGCUACUUCGCAGACCACUACGAGAACAAUGGGCAGUGCCUAGAAAACGUGCCGGAGUUCGUGGCGGGAGACCCCCAGUGCGGCAACGGCAUUGUGGAGGAAGGGGAGGACUGCGACUGUGGCAGCAGCGAUUGCAGCUUCGCCGGCGGCGGCUUCGAGGGAGCCAUCACCUCGAAGGACGUGUGCUGCAACGGGGCGACGUGCAAAUUUCUGCAGGACAAUUUCGAGUGCUCCGACCGCACACACGAGUGCUGCCACCAGUGCUUUUUCCGGCCAAAGGAGGACAACCACAUGUGCCGGGCGCCGCGGCACGCGGAGUGCGACCUGCCCGAGUUCUGCGACGGGACGUCGGGGUCGUGCCCCCGAGAUUUGUUCGCCUACAGCGGCAAGUCCUGCACGCAGGGCUUCCGGGCGUUCACGGACCUUAGUGUGGUGGAGAAAGCGAACUUUACCAAACCGGGCAAGUGCCUGGACGGCAGCUGUAUGUCGAUGGAGUACACGUGCGGCGUCACCGUGAACAGCCUGCGGGACCUGGCCAAGACUCCGACACGGGCCACCGGUGGAGGAGCUGUGGUCAAAGCGGUGGACCUAGAGUCCGCGCACUGCCACCGGUUUAACGACCAGUGCUCCGUCGCGGUGUGCCACACGAUUGGCGCAACGGACCUUGAUUGCCAGUCCGGGUUUACCAUUAUCCUUUGCAAAAGUAUCGUACUCGUAGUAAUUGCAAUCACGCAUUACAAAUUUUUUUCUGAAGGUAAAUCCGCAUUACAAAUUUCAUUUCUCAUGCUGAGGAAAUUUGUUAAAUGCAUUUGUACGAGUGCGAUACUUUUGCAAUGCAUAACCAUGCACGGCCAGCAGAUGUCGGUCCCGGACGGCACGCCGUGCUGGCACCGCACCAGCCCCUUCGACCACCGCGACGGCAUGUGCUAUUCCGGCCGGUGUUACGCAUAAUACAAAUCUACUGCUCGUCGUUCCACAUGAAAAUAUGUACAACAAGAUGCAUCACAAAUUAUUUGGCAAACUAUAGAGCAUGCAACUUGUAAUGCUGAAUCGGGGUGCUGGGGAUGAAAACGAAAAAAUCCACACAUUCAGAAAACUACGCAUUUGUACGUGUACAUGGGGAUGAGAAGAAGAUUUCCUAUGAAUCACUCUCGUUGGCCGGGCGCGCUGCAGUCGGUCGAGGCCUCGAAGUGCGGCAACGGUGGCGUGGAGUACGGGGAGGAGUGCGACUGCGGCGAAACGGCGCAGGCAAACAGCCCGUGUUGCGACUGCGCCACCUGCAAGCUGCAGCCCACCGCGGUGUGCAGCGGGCCCGACGCGUGCUGCGACCCGGCCACCUGCCAGUUUCGAAAGAGCGACUUCGUGUGCCGGACGGCGGUGGACGCGGGUUGUGACCUGCCUGAGACCUGCACGGGCGAAAGCGGCAUUUGCCCGGCGGACAAGGGAAAGCCCUGGGGCACGCCCUGCAAGGCGGCGGACGGCACGGGUAGCACCUGCUACGCGAAGAAGUGCCAGAUCAGCAAGAACGCACAGUGCCAGCACGUGAGCGAGCAGCAACUGCAGCGGGGCAAGGUGACGGCGGUCUACCCCAUCUCGGAUACACAAAUUGAGUUGCCCGAAGAUGCACAAGCCACGGCGGAAGGAGCUCCGGAGAGCAGGGACGGCUGGACGCGCGAGACGCUCCGGCGCACGGGGGACGACGAUAUGAGCAGCUGUGUGGCGCUGAAGUGCUGCAGGGAAACGACGACUGCGGGCGCGGCGGGACAGGAACCGACCGUGAAAAAAACGUGCACGGCCAUGCCAACGACCUGGCUGGAUUACACGGUGGAGAACAAGCUGUCGCACCUAUCGUAUGUAAAAACGUCCUAACCCAGAGGCAAGAAGGGAAUUUUGCUACACAGUGCCAGCAUCUUUUGGCUGUCGCGCAUGACAAGUUUGGACUCGCAGUGUCAUCGCGUUUAUUAGCUAUUGGAGCUGCAUCACAAAUCGAUCCCCUUAUGCUGAUCCUAGCAUGACAAACUGCCAGACAGCAUUACAGAAUGCUCCUCAUGGGACUCUGCAUCACAAACAUUUGAGGGUUGCAGAUUUGCAUGGCAAAUAUGGGGUGAGGACGUUUUAGCCCAGAAUAGCACCGACUGUACACCAACCCGGUGGUCACGGGGACGCUUCUCGUGAACGGGCAGGCCAACCACUUCAGCGACGAGGCGCAGAAAAAAGCGGUGGAAGCCGUCCGCCCGCACGCGGAGUGGUACGAGCGGCAGGUGCGGGUGAGCGGGGUGGUCGAAACGAAGUCGUUAUGCAUUGCAAAUAUGUCUGGGUCUGGAUCUCGAGAGAUGCAACUUGUGAUGCGGAUUCUGGAAUAGGCAAAAAUUUGUAUUGCAUGAGCGCCAUUGAAUUCUGCCCAUUCCUUCGUGCGCAAAUUAUGCGGAAUCUCUCAUGCAGGAUUGGCAUCAACAGGCUUGCGCAAAACCGGUAAUGCUGUUGCGUGCAAUAGAGACCAUUUGUGUGGUCGAAAAGAUGCAUGACACAUUCGUCCAGACCCAGACAUGUUUGCAGUUGAUAGUCGUACGAGAAAAAGCUCGGGCUGCAGCUGUGCGUCCGCGGCGAGGCCAUCGUGCCGGUCACGCACGCGGCGCAGUGCCCCCAGCGCACGUUUUUUGAGGAGUCCAUCGGCGAGUGCCUCCCCUGCGAUUCCUCCUGCGCCGUCGCGUGCUCCGGUUCCACCGCGUUGGACUGCGAACCGGGCACCAUAGUAGUCGUGGUGGACGAGGAGCAACAAGAAGAACAACCCGCGGCGACCGCCAUGGAGGGCGAACCCCUCACCACGGCGGAGCCCCCGACGAGCAGUCAACCUAUAACUACAGAAAUAACGGUGAUCUGCCGGGAGGUCCUAAACGCCACAUCAGGAGUGCGCGCCGAGCCGGACAGCCGCGGCAUGUGUCCCGCGGGCAUUGAGAUGGUGGAGAACGUCGAGCUGGUGGAUAAAGAGAUUGAAGUCGGCGGCGAGGCCGAGCUGGCCCUGAGCCCGCUCGGACCGAAUUUAGGGUCGCACACGGUGCCGCCGAAGGAAAAAGUGCUGAACGCGACGGUACCGGGUGUUUUGCCCUACGUUCCCGCGCCGCCGAUUUAUGUCGUGAAGGAGGAGGAAGACGACAAGACAGUGUUGGACAACUUAGGGGAUACGCUGGGCGAUUUGGGUGAAGCUCUUACCGGGGAGAAUCUGGACAAAACAAUCGACGCCGCCGCGAAGGGCUUGAGCGAGGCCAAGGAUUCGCUGAAAGAGAACGCGUCGGCGCUGAAGGACGCCACCAAAAAUGCGGUGACCAACAUCGUCAACGGCGAGUGCAGCCGGGCGGACAUCUACCUUGUCAUCGGUGUCAGCUAUUCCGAGUAAGAACGUCCCCACCCCAGAGUUGUCAUGCAAAUCAGCACGCCAAAAGAGUUUCUCAUGCGGAGCCCCAUGAGAAGCAUUUUCUAGUCGUGUUUUGGGAUUUGUGAUGCUAUGAUGAGCAUGAUAAGAUAGGUCGCUGAUGCUGCUGAACUACCUAAACAGGAUCACGGUACGAGGACAAACUUGUCAUGCGAACCAACCAGAGCUGGCUGAUGUGUGUAGCAGAUUCCCCACCUUGACUCUGGUGUGGGGACGUUUUUACUCAGGAUAUCACCCUGGGCCUGCUCAUCGUGGGCGGGUGUGUGUUGUGCUACCUGUGGCGCUGCAUCAGACGGUGCUGCUGCCCGGCCGACGAGAAGCCGCGGGUCGCAACGCCGGCGCCGCGCGCCGCCAAGGCCGAGCCGGUCAAGAUCAAGCGGCACGUUGUGAAGGUAAAACGAACCCCUGCCGUCGUGCAGGUAAAACAAACGCCCGCCGACGGAAAGGAAGCCUCCAGCUCCUCCUCCUCCUCUUCUAGCGAAGAUGAAAUUUCCACGACGCACAUUGCGGGCAUGCCUGAGCAGGCCCAUCCGCGCAGCACCGUGAGCUCGAGGAAGAGGGCGCGCGGCUCGACCACGUUCAUGGAUUUUGGGACCGACGAAACCGAUAUGGAAUGCAAAUAUGUCUGGGUCUGGAGGGUUGCAGUUUGUGAUGCUGUCUCUGGAUUCAAAAACAAUCUGUAUUGCAUGACCAGCAAGAGGAGCCCGGUUUGCGCUACGCGGGGAGGGGAUUUGUUUCUCAUGCGGAGUAGGCACCAUCAGGAGGCCCUCUAAAAACCUGUGAUGCUAGGCCAUACACUAAAGGUAUGAUGGGUCAUACAAAAUAUGCAUGACAAACUCUUCAUUUUUCCAGGCCCAGACACAUUUGCAGUGCAUAACCGACAUGAGUAGGAGCAGUGACGACAACAUGGCCGAGGUUGCGGAAACCCGAAAAAUUUAUCCUGUGCAAAAGUAUCGUACUCGUACAAAUGCAAGUUUUGCAUUACAAAUCUUGUUUCCAAGGCAAAUCUGCAUUACAAAUUUUAUUUCGCAUGCUGAGGAAAUUUGUAAUGCAUUUAUACGAGUGCGAUACUUUUGCAAUGCAUAAAAUUCAGCUCCAGUUGGUUUCGAAAAAGGUCUAAGUGGUCUGAGUUAGUCUACUUCUGGAGAAACGAGAUUAAGGACGACAUUGAGGAUUUGUCUGAGGACCAUUAUAAUCACUGUAAUCAAGGAUUGUUACGUGGCGAUGCUGAUCAAAGUGCAGUUUAUGUUUAUUAUUCGCAAGUAAGUAUUGACAUUGAGAAACUUUUCGAGUUUCUGUAUCUUCUGUUGUAUAAUGAUGAUAACUUGUAGUAGUUUCUGAAUAAUCUGACAGUAAGUACGCAAAAAUAAGCAGCAGUUGUUUCAGCUGACAGCAUAUUUUAUACAUUGCAACAAUUCAUUUUCAUCACCGAGCCAAUUUCUCACAGCGGCCGACUAUUUUAGUUUUACGGAUUAUACAACCAAAUCACAGAAGUUUCAUCUUCCGACACAAGAACUCCAGUGCGCAGGGAGGGGGCGGAUGUCGAGAAGAAAAUUUAGUUUUUUAGUUGCACAAUGAACCAGUCAAACACCUCCGAGAACAAACCAUUAUUUCAGCUUCGAGUUACAAACUUUUGACUGCCUUUUGAAAACUUAACAACAAUUUUAUCCAAACGAAUUUUCUUUUUAUGUCCCAAAAAAUUGAUCCUUGUCUUGAGAGCCAGAACGAAGUGUUUCUAUGUUGAUGCAACUUUUUACACCUGUACCUACUACUACCAAAACUUGAUGGUGAUGCAAGCGUCAUUGAGAUUGAAUUUGAAUUUGAGACUAGCUUAGCUUUAUGGUUCUGAAGGGUACUACUUCUCUCUCUCUGACGUCACGUAUAGCCAUUAAAAAUUGGACCUUUUAAACGCUGUACAUACGUUGGAAGUAUUAUCGAAAAGAAUGAAACCGAAGUCUGCGCGCCGUUUCCCUUUCCUGACACGUUGAAAGAACGUCC
Amoebophrya sp. A120 is the source of this 8910-nucleotide messenger RNA. The record is from the annotation of a GenBank genome assembly. Lineage: Eukaryota; Dinophyceae; Syndiniales; Amoebophryaceae.